UCUAGCCCGUUGGCGCUCUCUAUGGCGUUCCGUGUCGCCUAGGCGACGGCGGCCCGGCAAGAUGGCGUCGGCGGUGCUGGCGGGGUGGCGGCUGCGGCAGGCCGUGGAGGGCGGCGAGCUGGCGGGGCUGCCCGACGGCCUGCAGGCCGAGCUGGAGGCGGCACUGGCCUCCCAAGGCGCCCUGGUGCCCUUCAGCCUGCUGCGGAGGCUGCACACCGCGCUGAGGGAGGCAGGGUCCCCGCUGUAUCUACAUGAGCUCCUGGAAGGCAGCGAGAUCCACCUGCCUGAGGUGCCGGUACCGCCGCGGAACCCUGAGCUGGUGGCCCGGCUGGAGCGGAUAAAGGCUAAACUGGCCAACGAGGAGUACCAGCGGAUGACCCGCAACAUCACCGGCCAGAUGAAUGGGACAUUGGCCGAAUUUGGGAGGCAAGUUCGCUCUGUUAAAGCCGUGGUCAUCACCAUAUUCAACUUCAUUGUCACCGUGGUGGCCGCCUUCGCCUGCACGUACCUGGGCAGCCAGUACGUCUUUGCAGAGACCGCGGCGCGCGUCCUGUCAGCGGUAAUUGUGGCCUCGGUGGUUGGCUUGGCUGAGCUCUAUGUGAUGGUGCGGACCCUUGAAGGGGACCUUGGGAAACUAUAAUCACACGCAUCCCCGUGAACUGCGGCCCUCGUGCUGGAGGCUUUUGCCCUCCCCAGGAGUCAUUGAUCUGGGGCAGGUUUCUCUUUUACCAUCUGUUUGUACCUGCUCCUGUUACCGGGAAGACUGCCGCAUUCCUCAGGCCUCAUCCUUUGCUUCCCGCUCCUUAACGUUCCUGAAAUGAAUCAUGGAUUAAAAAUCCUGCAGCUGCGGAAGAGAAGAGCGGACAGCUGUGGACUCUCACCAGGCCAGCCCAGAGAGGGGCAUUAGCUCCUGCUGUUCUCCUGUGAAGUUGCUGUCCUUUUAUUCUGGAAAUAAAUAACGUUGCGUGUUUGCAAACUUC
Molecule: messenger RNA, 980 nt
Organism: Chroicocephalus ridibundus (black-headed gull)
Lineage: Eukaryota; Metazoa; Chordata; Aves; Charadriiformes; Laridae
Gene: VMA12
Product: transmembrane protein 199
Exons: 6
Coding region: 62-640 (192 amino acids)
Biological process (GO): vacuolar proton-transporting V-type ATPase complex assembly
Cellular component (GO): endomembrane system
Source: RefSeq, a predicted model, not a curated record